Molecule: messenger RNA, 1773 nt
Organism: Trypanosoma rangeli
Lineage: Eukaryota; Euglenozoa; Kinetoplastea; Trypanosomatida; Trypanosomatidae
Product: putative kinesin-like protein
Exons: 1
Coding region: 1-1773 (590 amino acids)
Biological process (GO): mitotic spindle organization; microtubule-based movement
Molecular function (GO): microtubule binding; ATP binding; microtubule motor activity
Source: RefSeq, a predicted model, not a curated record
AUGGGGAGCCACGCCAUCAAUCAGCAGUCAUCACGUUCACACUGCGUGUUUACCAUAUACGUCACCCGCUUGGACGCCGACUCGCCAGAGACCCCCAUCAAGGCCGAAUUUUCCGUUGUGGAUUUAGCAGGGUCGGAGAAGCUUGCAAUGCUUUCCGGGAAUCCAUCGCCAUUGCUGGUAAGGGAGUCGAUUGAUAUCAACACGUCGCUUCUAGCUCUUGCAAGAGUCAUCACGGCCCUCGCCACGAGUGCCAAGAGGAAGGUAAAGAAUGGUGAAUCAGCUGAUAGGUCGCACAUCCCCUACCGAGAGAGUAAGCUGACUAUGCUACUGAAACACGCCCUGGGUGGCAACUCUCUGACCACCAUGAUCGCAUGCAUUAGUCCCUCAGACCGGGAUGUUGAUGAGACCUUGUUGACUCUUAUGUACGCUGGCCAGGCACGCAACAUCACGAAUAUCCCACACGUGAACGAGGAUGCAAAGUCCGCGCUCAUCCGUCAGCUUCGUGCGGAGGUGGCCAGUAUGAAGAAGGAAUUGGCAUACUACAGAGGUCUGGCGUCGGAAAGUCUUGUAAAAGUUGAUGAUUGGCAUUCUCCUAAAUACACUUUGCAGGGUGGUAUUGAUGACGCUAGGGUGAAUGAAUUGGCAGAGAAGCUUCUUCAAGCGUGUGAGGCACUUAAAAAUAUUAUUGCUGUGAACGGUCAGCUGCGAAAUGCGUUUGAUGUUGUAAAAGAUGCCAAGCUGGAACUUGAUAGACGUGAAUUAGAACUCAAUGCUGAGAACUUGGCGUUACGAGAGCGAAUUGAGGUUCUUGAAUCUAUUGUGCUUAAGGAGGAGUUUGUAGAACAAUCCUCACGGAGCUGUGAGGUUGUGGAGGUUGGACAGAUGGAGGAGUCCACGUGCCACGAGUCGUUGCGUAGGUCGCCUUUAGUUGGCAUGCGCACUGGUUUGUCACUCGAGGAUGUUUUGUCUAAUCGGCCAUCCUCCGCUGAGUGGUCUCUGCAGCCUCGAAAUUAUGGCGAACGCGCAGAGUGGCGAGCCUCAAGUGCGUACAGAGAGAAGGGCCAUCAGAGCGAAUUGUUACUUGUUCCAUCUCAUUCGCGCACUGUGACAUGUUCUGAAAGGAGUGGGCCUUUAGCACAUGGAGACAAGGCAAAAGUCAACGGUGUGGCGAACUCCGUCGCAAGUAAGACAAGACUAAGGGAACGGCAAAAGCAGCGGCAGUCUAACCUCAAGAAAAAACUGGAGGCGUACACAAAUCGUUACUGUCAGCCGAAUCAUUACAUGAAUUAUGCAGAGUAUUAUGGCAAAGUGCGUCAGCAGAUUCCUGUAAAUCAAACAGCAACUGCGGCCAUCAAGGAUAUUGAGGGGACAUUAAAGCAGUUGCCCCGCUGCAUUGCAGAUGCUGUGCCGCAGUCUUUGAAAAUUGCCUCGGAGUUUGGUACCUUGUCAUUUGGUGGGUCGCGUGAGGAGGUGGCGGAGUUGGAACAGCGGCGUCACCAACGAGAAGCGAAACGGAAUGCGCUUCUUGCUCAGCAACAAGUUCUACGAGGUAAUGUAACCCAGACAUUAUUAAACGCAGUAGAGGAACUAGAAUCACUACGGUGUGUGAGAAGUACAACUCCUGCGUUUGCCCCUUACUCAGCUGAUAUUUCAGGAUGCACUAAAAAUUGUCGUACAGGAGCCUCGACCAUGCCGGCACCAGCAGCAAGCCGCGGCACAAGUCGACUGCGAGCAUAUUUGGACCGUGACUCGGCGAAGACGUCCACGCUGUGA